GGAAGGCGAAAUCCGCCGAAAUGUCAGCUUAAAUACGAAGAAUCUACGUUUUUUUUAUUUCAGUUCCGAUGUACAAACUGUGGUGAAUCUCGUGAUUACUGGCAAUAUGUUGUUGUGAAUGAGGUCCUAGAUAUUCCUGGAAGCCGUGGAGAAGCGAAUCUUGUUGAAAAAUGCAAACUUUGCAACCGAAUGAGUACUGUUUCAAUCGUCAAAGAUUCACUUGGAUCGUACAGUUCUACUGAGCAUAACGAAGAGUGGCAGUCGAUGAUUCAGUUGGAUUGUCGCGGUCUUGAACCUAUCGAUUUUGAUUUUAGGGUGAGUCCCGAAUUCAACCUGGCCAAAGUCGGUACCGGGUCCUCACCACCACAGCCAGUCGCCGCCCUUGUGAAUCAGAGGGAAAUUUGUUACCAUGCCACUAGUUUGAUACCAGGACGGUAG
Molecule: messenger RNA, 438 nt
Organism: Angiostrongylus costaricensis
Lineage: Eukaryota; Metazoa; Nematoda; Chromadorea; Rhabditida; Metastrongylidae
Source: the annotation of a GenBank genome assembly